AUGUCGGACGAAGAUAGCUUGGUUGCUACUAGAUCCAGGCGUUCUAAUGCUGGUUCGCGUCUUAAGCAUUUGAUUGAAUUAGAAGAAAGAGCCAGCGAUGUACAAGAAUCUGUAAGUUCAAUAAUAAAUGAAGAAGAUGAAAAUGUGAAUUUAUUAUUUCAAGAAGACGAAGAUGACCAGGAGUUUUUUGAAGAAGAUGAAGAUGAAGAUGAGGAGAAUGAAGAAGAAGAAGAAGAAAGGGAAGGCCAUGAGGAAGAUAAUAUAGAGGAGGAAGAGGAAAAUAAAAAAAGGUCUCAUGAGUCUGACGAUGAAGUAGAACAAGUUAAUUCAGAUGACGUUCUCUCGGACUCUGAUAUAUCAAUGUCAGAUUCAGACGAGAGUGAAGGGGAGAAAGAGCUUCAAAAACAAGAGAAGAUGAAGCAGAAAAGAGUAAAAAAAAAACAAAGUCUCGUACCUACUAUCAAACAGCCUAAGUUGGAUGAAAAGCCAAAGGCCAAGAAACCAAAAGGAUUAACUUCGUCUGAUUCCUUAUUACUAUCGAUGAGGAGAUCUUCGUCGAGGUCAACUGCAGUAGAAAAUAAGGAAGCAUUAGUUCAAAAAUUGAAAGAGAACGAAAAGCGGCGAGCCAAUGUUGCGCCAAUUGUCCGUGUAAAACACGUCGAUUUGACUCAAGAAGAAAAGCUUGCGGAAGCAAUAGAGACAGAAAAGGCUAAUAUAUUAUCAUUGCAACAAUUCAGGGAUCAAGAAAUAGUCAAAAAAGAAAGACAAAAACAACUAUUAUUACUGCGGAAAGUGCAACUCAAGAAUGUAAUAAGAAUGGUGAGUGAUGAGAGACUUAUAACUCCUUUGGACGAAAUAAAUGAAGAUAGACACAUGCGUGAACUAAUGAAUAUUAGGUCGAGGAAGAAACUUGGAAGAAAAAAGAAAGUUACAAAUGACUCAGAAGUAAAACGACUUCCUGGAGAAGUUGAUACUGAGUUGCCAAUUGUAAAACAAGAAUUGGAACAAAAGCGAAUUCAAGAAGAAAGGGAAUCUAAAAGUAACCAGAUAGAGGAAACCGCUGAAACAACCGCUGUUAGCCAAAAUGACGAUAGUAAUGAAGAAAAUAAAAAUAUUGAAAUUGAUAAUAUCACACCUCCUAGUAAAGAGUCCUCGGAAUUAUCUGAGCAGGUUGAUGUGUCUAAGGAAGUUACCGGUGAAAGCAUUUCUAAUGAGGAAGUUGAAACUCAAACCAUCACCGAAGAUGAUAAAAAUGCCAACCCGAAUAUAUCAAGAGAAGCUACAAUCAAGGAGAAUACAGCAAGUAAUUCUAAUCAAGCGUCAGAGAAUGAUGAAGUAAUUGAUAACGAUUUGGAUAACAACGAUGAAAAAUUAACGGAGAAUGAUUCGGUCUCUAAUAGUAAACCGAAUGUCGAUGCGCCUAUAAAAGAAGAACAAUCUUCAAACGAUGAUUUGAUAAACGAAAGUUCAAAGGAGGACACAAAUAAGCCUAAAGAUGAUGAUGGAGAAACGCAAGCAGCUAUUGAUUCUAUUGUCUCCGACGAGGAAAACUUGUUAAACAAUAAAGGUGAUGAGUCGAAUGAAGUGAAGGAAGAGAAGAGAGUUAAAUUUGCUGAUGAAUUAGAACAAGAACAAAGGGAGGGAACCGAACCUUAUGAUACAAAUUAUUCCCCGCUGGAUGCCGAGUUUGAAAUUAUUCCGGAAACUUUUGAAGGACCACCGCAAAGGGUGGCCCGUAAUACAAUAUAUCUUAUCGACUUUGAAGAGGAUAAGGAUCCCAGCUAUAAGCUCGAUAUUGCUAACAUUAAAGCCAUGUUAUUUGGAUCACAAUCGCUUCUUCCAGCUUCCAGAAGAUUUAAGGAUUUGAAAACCAUACUAAGAAUAGGCGAAGUGGAAAACCCUUAUGCAACUGUAAAACAAGAAAAGGAUGAAUUAUUUGAGCCGGUUUCAGAACUCACUGAAGAUAAUGCAAUGUUCGAUGAACUCAAAAGAUUGCCUAAAUUGGGUAUUACCCAAGCUGUAGUAGAAGAAAUCGAAGAAGACACUCAAGAGGAAAAUGCCCCUAUUGUAUUAAAGACAGAAGCACCAACAGGUAUUUACUUACCAAAUGGAAACAAGAAGGUUUGUUUAAUAUCAGGCACGGAAGUUAAAUAUUUUGAUCCCUCCAAUGGUAUACCGUAUAGCAGUGUCGAGACAUACAGAUUUUUGAAAACUAUUGAACAGGGUAACGUUCCUUGGUACAGCAUUGACGAAGUAGAUAAUGAUAAUGGACCCGUUGAGAUAUAUCUUGGGUCUAGAGACGGUACCGAAAAACAUGCAAAGGGAGUUCCUGAAGGUUUUGAUAGCUAA
Debaryomyces hansenii CBS767 is the source of this 2349-nucleotide messenger RNA. RefSeq lists its product as uncharacterized. The transcript has a single exon. Lineage: Eukaryota; Fungi; Ascomycota; Pichiomycetes; Serinales; Debaryomycetaceae. The record is from RefSeq and is a predicted model, not a curated record. Gene Ontology annotation, cellular component: nucleus. Bases 1 to 2349 code for a protein of 782 amino acids. Gene Ontology annotation, molecular function: ATP-dependent H2AZ histone chaperone activity. Gene Ontology annotation, biological process: regulation of DNA-templated transcription; chromatin remodeling.